UUGGAAGAUGACAAAGAUUACGAUUUGAGUCUCUUUGAUACAAAUGCAGAAACUUGUAUGAAGUGGCUAGAUGCCAAAGAAAUUGGAUCCGUGGUUUAUGUAUCGUUUGGAAGCACUGCAGACCUUGGAAAAGAUCAAAUGGAGGAACUAGCAUGGGGCCUUAUGAGCAGCAACAACCACUUCUUCUGGGUGGUCAGAACUUUCGAAGAGUGUAAGCUUCCGAGUACUUUUAUGGAUUUGAAAUCCGAAAAAGGUUUGGUUGUGAAUUGGUGUCCUCAGCUUCAAGUUUUGGCUCACUACGCUGUGGGAUGCUUUAUGACUCAUUGUGGGUGGAACUCAACACUGGAGGCAUUGAGCUUGGGAGUGCCAUUGUUGGCGAUGCCACAGUGGACAGAUCAACCAACUAAAGCAAAGUUUAUUGUGGAUGUAUGGCAAGUGGGAAUUCGACUAAAGGUUGAUGAAAAGGGAACUGUUAUAAGGGAAGAAAUAGAGAACUUUAUAAACGAAGUCAUGGAGGGAGAAAGAGGGAAGGAGCUUAAAAGAAAUGUUGUGAAGUUGAAGGAAUUGGCUAAAGAAGCAGUAGAUGAAGGCGGAAGCUCUACGAUAAACAUUGAAGAAUUUGUUUCAGAAGUUCUAAGCACUUGA
Messenger RNA from Ilex paraguariensis (yerba mate), 645 nucleotides. The record is from the annotation of a GenBank genome assembly. Lineage: Eukaryota; Viridiplantae; Streptophyta; Magnoliopsida; Aquifoliales; Aquifoliaceae.